Messenger RNA from Ficedula albicollis (Collared flycatcher), 8672 nucleotides. RefSeq names its product microtubule associated monooxygenase, calponin and LIM domain containing 3 (gene MICAL3). The transcript has 43 exons. The record is from RefSeq and is a predicted model, not a curated record. Gene Ontology annotation, molecular function: FAD binding; protein binding. The coding region runs from base 359 to 7276 and encodes 2305 amino acids. Lineage: Eukaryota; Metazoa; Chordata; Aves; Passeriformes; Muscicapidae.
GCUCUGGCGAAGGCUUACACAAGGAGAUUUGCAUCUCAGAUCCCAUUCCUUUUAAUUUUUGGCUUUGCCUUGCCAGCCUAGAGGCACAAUCGCUGGUGGGAGCCCUCCGAAGAGAAGCCCGUGUGGAGGCAGGGCACGGGGAAGGGCGAGGGGCUCUGACGGAGGUGUCUGCCCCUGGAGCUGUGAGCACCUGUCGGGGAGGAGCUGACUCAUGUGAGAAGAAGGUCAUUCCUGCAGCCUCGCUCUGUUAAUAAUGCUUGUAAGCCAGAGGUGAAAGUGGCUCAGCAGAGCAACAUCGGGAAAUCUGGCAGACUGGAAGAGCACAGCUGCCUCCCUGGGCAGCUGCCACGUGUGAAGCAUGGAGGAAAGUAAAAAUGAGAAGGUGAACCAGGCUCAUGUUCUCUUCGACAGAUUUGUCCAGGCUUCCACCUGCAAGGGGACUCUGAAGGCUUUCCAGGAGCUCUGUGACUACCUAGAGCUAAAGCCCAAGGACUAUCGUUCCUUCUAUCACAAACUCAAGUCCAAGCUCAAUUACUGGAAAGCCAAAGCCUUGUGGGCCAAAUUGGAUAAAAGAGGCAGCCAUAAGGACUACAAGAAGGGGAAAGCAUGCGCCAACACGAAGUGUCUGAUAAUUGGGGCUGGACCCUGUGGCCUUCGUACAGCCAUCGACCUGUCAUUCCUGGGAGCCAAGGUGGUGGUCAUAGAAAAGAGGGAUGCCUUCUCCCGCAAUAACGUGCUGCAUCUGUGGCCAUUCACCAUCCACGACUUGAGGGGCCUUGGCGCCAAAAAGUUCUACGGCAAAUUCUGUGCAGGAUCCAUAGACCAUAUCAGUAUCCGUCAGCUCCAGCUCAUCCUUUUGAAGGUUGCCUUGAUCUUGGGAAUAGAGAUCCACGUCAAUGUGGAGUUUCGGGGGCUCGUUUACCCUCCGGAGGACCAGGAGAAUGAAAGAAUAGGUUGGCGUGCAUUGGUCCACCCCAAAACCCAUCCAGUAUCUGAGUAUGAGUUUGAAGUGAUCAUUGGAGGGGAUGGCAGGAGAAACACCUUAGAAGGGUUUCGCCGGAAAGAAUUCCGUGGGAAACUUGCGAUUGCUAUCACAGCAAACUUCAUCAACCGCAACACCACAGCUGAAGCCAAAGUAGAAGAGAUCAGCGGCGUGGCCUUCAUCUUCAACCAGAAGUUCUUCCAGGAUCUCCGAGACGCCACAGGCAUUGACUUGGAGAACAUUGUCUACUACAAAGAUGAUACGCACUACUUUGUCAUGACUGCCAAAAAGCAGAGCCUGCUGGAUAAAGGAGUGAUACGACAUGACCACGCCGACACAGAGGUCUUGCUGUCACGGGAGAACGUGGACCAGGAGGCUUUGCUGAACUACGCCAGGGAAGCAGCAGAUUUCUCCACUAACCAGCAGCUGCCAUCGCUGGACUUUGCCAUCAACCACUACGGGCAGCCCGACGUGGCCAUGUUUGACUUCACGUGCAUGUACGCGUCGGAGAACGCGGCGCUGGUGCGCGAGCAGAACGGCCACCAGCUCCUCGUGGCGCUGGUCGGGGACAGCCUGCUCGAGCCGUUUUGGCCAAUGGGAACUGGAAUAGCCAGGGGAUUUUUGGCUGCAAUGGACUCUGCUUGGAUGGUACGAAGCUGGUCGCUCGGAGCUAGUCCUUUGGAAGUUCUUGCAGAGAGGGAAAGCAUUUAUAGGCUGCUGCCUCAGACCACCCCAGAGAACGUGAGUAAAAACUUCAGCCAUUACAGCAUUGAUCCUGCCACCCGAUACCCCAACAUCAACGUCAACUUCCUGCGGCCGCAGCAGGUACGCCACUUGUAUAAUACAGGAGACUUGAAAGACAUUCACCUGGAGAUAGAGAACUUUGUGAACUCCAGGACACCGAAGCUGACUCGAAAUGAGUCCGUAGCUCGCUCUAGUAAAUUGCUCAGCUGGUGCCAGAGGCAGACUGAUGGAUAUGCUGGUGUUAAUGUGACAGAUCUCACAAUGUCAUGGAAAAGUGGCUUAGCUUUGUGUGCCAUUAUCCACAGAUACCGUCCAGACUUAAUAGACUUUGAUUCCUUGGAUGAGCACAAUGUGGAGAAGAAUAACCAACUGGCCUUUGACAUCGCUGAGAAAGAAUUUGGAAUAUCUCCCAUAAUGACUGGAAAGGAAAUGGCAUCUGUUGGAGAGCCAGAUAAGCUGUCCAUGGUGAUGUACCUCACACAGUUCUAUGAGAUGUUCAAAGACACCAUCCCCUCUAGUGAUAGCCUGGACCUGAACGCAGAAGAAAAGGCUGCCCUGAUUGCCAGUACCAAGUCUCCCAUCUCCUUCCUCAGCAAACUGGGCCAGAGCAUCUCUCGGAAGCGCACCCCCAAGGACAAAAAAGAGAAAGAACUGGAUGGUGCAGGAAAAAGGAGAAAAACCAGCCAAUCUGAGGAUGAGGACCUCCCACGAAGCUACAGAGAAGAAAGGCCCACGCUGGUGAGCGCCCUAACAGAGAGGAGAAUUGAUGCUGCCAUUGGGAAUCAGAACAAAGUCAAGUCCAUGGCAACCCAGCUACUGGCCAAGUUUGAAGAGAAUGCGCCAGUGCCAUCCUCAAACUUACGAAGACAGCAACCUGUCCUGCCUUAUCAAGAACGUGUUCACAGCCAGCCAUCCAGCAGACGAGAGCAGGGCCGGCUUGCCCCCAUACCCCAGUGGAAACAGAUGAGGCAUAAGGAACGUUCUCGGACCUGCCCCAAAAAAGUGAUCAUGCUCUCUUCUUCCACUCCUUGUUCCUCUCCACCAUAUCCCAGGCAGCAGAGAUUCAGGGAACCUGGUUCCGGCUAUCUCGGGGAGCAGAGUCCCAGACAGGAAAGGAGAUCUCGUUUGUUUUCUCAUGACCAAGUGCCCAUGAAUGUUGAGCAAAGGGCAUGUCAGCUGGCUGCCCUCCUGGAGUCCAGACGUGCACUGAGGCAUCAGCCUGAGACUGAGCCGUCUCGCCGAUUCUUUGUUGACCAGUGGGAGCUCUCCCUUAGCCUCCGCUCUUCCAACCGCCCUUCCUCACCCUCAUCCGACUCUCUCCGACAGAAGUACAUAAAGAUGUACACAGGCGGAGUGAGCUCAUUGGCUGAGCAGAUAGCCAAUCAGCUUCAAAGGAAAGAGCAACCCAAAACCCUUCUAGACAAGAAGGAACUGGGCUCGCUGAAGAAGGAGUUCCCCCAGAACCUGGGAGGCAGCGACGUGUGUUACUUCUGCCGCAAGCGGGUCUACGUGAUGGAGCGGCUCAGUGCCGAGGGCAAGUUCUUCCACCGCAGCUGCUUCAAGUGCGAGUACUGCGGCACCACGCUGCGCCUGUCCUCCUACGCCUACGACAUCGAGGACGGUAAAUUCUACUGUAAACCUCACUACUGUUACCGAGUCUCUGGUUAUGCUCAGAGGAAGAGGCCAGCAGUGGGUCCUCUGUCAGGAAAGGACACCAAAGGAGCUCUGCAGGACGCCAUGGCCAGCGACGGGAGCGGAAGGGCCAACAGCAUCCCCGCCUCAGCAGAGAGGGCCCCAGGUGCCAGUGUGAACGGGCUGGAGGAGCCCAGCCUGGCCAAGCGGCUGCGGGGCACUCCGGAGCGCAUCGAGCUGGAGAACUACCGGCUGUCCCUGCAGCGCGAGGAGGAGCUGGAGGAGGUGCCCGAGGAGACGCUGGCAGAGCACAACCUGAGCAGCGUGCUGGACAAAGGCACAGAAGAGGAUGUGCCCAGCAGUAGUUCAGAAUCUGAGAUGGAGGAGGAAGAUGAGGAGGAAGAUGAUGAACUGCUGCUGCCUCAGCAACCCCCCUCAGACUUGGGAGGUGUGCCAUGGAAAGAGGCCGUGCGUAUCCAUGCCCUCCUGAAGGGCAAGAGCGAAGAGGAGAUUGAGGCUGAGCAAAAUCAUGAGAUUGAGUACAAAUAUGAUGAUGAAGAGGAAGAAUACGAAGAGGAGGAAGAUGAGGAGUCAAGUGAAGAGGGGGAGUAUAACCCUUGGGAGAGAGAGCUGCAGCAAGGCCUCUGGCUCCAACGUCUCUCAGAUGAAGAGGACUCGGGUACACGGAAAGCUGGAAACCUUAGGCUGCAGCAGAUUGUAAAUCCGGUUGAUCCUCUGGAGAUCCUGGCAGAUGUGCACUGGACACACAUCCGUGAGAAAGAGGAGGAGGAAAAGAUGGUCUCAGCCUCAAAGUCCUCCACCUCCAGAGCAUCCGACCUUCCCUCCGUACGCCAUGAGGCAGUACAGGCGUGGCUGGAGACGGUCCCUGGAGCUCCAUGUGAGGAGGAUAAUGUGGAGGAUGAGCUGGGCACAGAGCCUGCAGACACAGAAGGGCAGGCAGGUGAAGAGGGAGACACGGGUGCAGAGCUGGACGAUGACGACAUCGCGUCUGACGCAGAAGCGGAGUUUCGCUUGCGUCAGGGUGGUGUGGAAAGGCCAGAAGUAAAAGUCUCUGAGGAUGAAGAAGAUGAAGAAGAAGAAGCAGAAGGUGCUUCUUGCAAUGUGACAGAAGAUCCAUGCAAGCCAUCAAUCCCUAUCCAGCCUUCUAGUGACAGUGUUCUUCCUCUGUCUCCAGCUGCUAGUCCCAAAGCAAAACAAGCAGAGGAUGUAGAAGAUCCCCUGGCUGAAGUACGCCGUGCAAUAAAAUCCCCAGAAUCGCGCUUUUUUCCUGAGCCUUUCAUUCUUGAGGAAAGACCAAAGGAUGAAAUUCCCAAAGACAGGAAAGUUAAGAGCCCUUUGGUGCCACCAUCUCCAGUGUUGUCCCAGCCAGUUGCAUCACCAGAAGCCAUUGCACCCCCACCACUGGCAGAGUCUCAGCCAGGAGCACCAGCACUGCCCUCAUCCCCAGCAGCUGCCCAAACACCUAUCUGUUCCCAGCCUUUGCCUUCUGCUGAAACAUCCAUUCCAUCCCCAGUGGAGCCUCCGGUGUGUUUCCAACCUGUCCCAGCCUUAACAUCUACUCCUUUAGCCAAACUGGCCCUUAGGGGCCAGGAUGGUGAGGUGGAAAAACUGAGGAGCCCGACCACUGCAGAGGAAGCCCUGAAACGGAGCAGCCUCGUGGAAGAGUUCUGGAUGAAGAGUGCUGAAAUCCGCAGGAGCUUAGGGCUCACCCCCGUGGACAGAAACAAACGCUCAGAGAGCAACUUCACUGUGUCUGCCCUGGAGACAACUCCUCAGAAGGCUUUCAACAGCAGGAAUAUUUCAGAGGAUGAAAGGAUCCAUCCUGUGAAACCCCAGCCUGCCCCAAGAAGACAGGGACUAUCCAAGUUAGAAAAUGAGCAGAUUUCUCUGCUCACUCCCAAGUCCCCAUCAGAAAAAGAGCUAAAGAUUCCCACUGAAGUGCGGGGAGAUGUAUCCAGCAGCUCUGGGCUUGGCCUCCAGGAGAGCUCAUCUAACAUGAGAACUAUGGCCAGCCAGAGCUUCAACACUUCUGACUCCACCAUGCUGACUCCUCCAUCGAGCCCGCCCCCACCACCUCCUCAGAACGAGGAGCCAGCCACGCUGCGUAGGAAGAGGUACCAGGCGCUGUGGCAGAAUGAGGUUGAAGCCAGGUCACCUCCAACACCAGCAUCAACACCUCCUGCUCCCAGACACCAGGAGCCAGCCCCUCCUGCCAAGAAGUCCCCCCCAGCCAAGAGAGACGACGUGCGGAAAUCGUUCGCGGAGAGUGUGGACGAGAUUCCGUUUGCUGAUGAUGUAGAAGACACGUACGAUGACAGGACAGAGGACUCAAGCCUUCAGGAGAAGUUCUUCACACCUCCUACCAGCAGGCCAAGGCCAGAGAAACCACAUCUUUUGCCCUUGGUCAAAGAAAAUGGUGGUCCACCCUCAGUGGAAGUAGGGGUUCACCAAAAGAAGAGAGUGUUCCCUGACAUUUCUGUGGAGGCCAAGGAGCUGGCUGAAGAAAGAAUGAGAGCCAGAGAGAAGUCUGUCAAGAGCCCAGCACUACGUGAUGCCAUGGCUAAACAGCUAAGUAAGAUGAAAGAUAUGGAGAUGGCUGCUGCUGCUGGGGCCACAAGGGCACGAAAGGCAUCUUCUAUGCCCUUGAAGACCAAAGAGUUGUUUUAUGACUCUCCAAAGCAUUUGGCCUUGAGAUUAGCAGAGGGAUCAGCACAAAAACAUAAUUCUGCUACUGAGAAGUACUCCACUCCUCCUGCUGAUAUGGCUGGACCUGAAGGGUCUGUCAGCUCUUCAGAAGGCUCCAGUGGGAAAAGUAAGAAAAGAAGUUCCCUCUUCUCCCCUCGUAAGAACAAAAAGGAGAAGAAAUCCAAAAAUGAUACCAGACUUUCUGACAAAUCCAGUGGUGGGACAGAGGAAGCAACAAAGCCUAGGUCAUUAUGGAAGUCUGUUUUCUCUGGCUAUAAGAAAGACAAGAAGAAAAAGGCUGAUGAGAAAUCCUGCCCAAGUACUCCCUCAAGUAAUGCCACUGUGGAUUCUGGCAAGCACAAACCCUCUCCACUGAUUACAGCUGCAGAUUUACAGCUCCGUCAACACCUGAGUUUCUCAGAGGACUCCGACCUCUCCAGCGACGAUAUUCUGGAGCGCUCCUCCCAGAAAUCCAAACGAGAGUCGAUCUAUGUACCACACGCCUUGGCAUUCAAGAGAUCAUACUCGUCAAAGAGGGCCUACACAGAAGAGGAGCUGAACGCCAAGCUGACGCGGCGAGUACAGAAAGCUGCCCGCAGACAAGCCAAGCAAGAGGAGCUAAAGAGGUUACACAGAGCUCAGAUUAUCCAGCGGCAGUUGGAACAAGUGGAAGAGAAGCAGAGGCAACUCGAGGAGAGAGGAGUUGCUGUGGAGAAGGCCCUUCGAGGAGAAGCAGACUAUUGGGGAGAGUCUUAUUACAGUGACCUCAUCGACUUGCAUCUGGGUGUUGAGCCCAAUGCCGGGACACCACGUCGUAGACCUCUCUCCUUCUGCCCUUGCUGUGCCCAUGAAGGCAUGGGUAAGAAGGAUGACCCCAGGCUGAUGCAGGAGUGGUUCAAGCUGGUGCAGGAGAAGAAUGCCUUGGUUCGCUACGAGUCUGAACUGAUGAUAUUUGCUCGGGAGCUAGAACUGGAAGACAGGCAGAGUCGACUGCAGCAGGAACUCCGUGAGAGGAUGGCAGUAGAAGAUCAUCUGAAGACAGAUGAGGAGCUCUCAGAGGAGAAGAGGAUCCUGAACGAAAUGCUUGAAGUAGUGGAGCAGAGAGAUUCCCUUGUGGCUCUCCUUGAGGAGCAGCGGCUUCGAGAAAAAGAAGAAGACAAGGACCUGGAGGCAGUCAUGCUUUCCAAAGGUUUUAGCUUAAACUGGUCCUGAGCUUAACACGUUUACCUCUGCUGGUCUGUGCUGUCCAGUUGGCCUACCCUGAGUUUGCCAGAGUUACAUGGAUAGGAAGAUGUUGAAGGGGAAACCUCCGAAGGGUCCAACAGCAUGCAGGGAUUUGGUUUGAAGCACUCUAAAGCCUUUUGAUAAGUGUGUGGGUUCCAGAAGCUUAAGUUUCACAUGUCUGCAAGCCAAGUUGAAGAAGUGAGUUGAGACUGUGGAGUCUCCUUAAGGUCCUGUACGAUGGGCCAUAUUUUGUGUGUGUGGUAGGAGGGAGGGGGGUAUAAUCCAUGUGUGGGGAAGGAGGUUAAGGGAAGAGGUACCCUUAACUACAUUGGAUUUAAGGCAGUCCAUUCCUUUCCCGUUUUUACUACACCAGUUCUAAUAAAAGGGAGGCAAGUGGCAAGCCUUCCUGAAAAACCACAGCAACCUGUAGCAGUGGAGUCAGCUGUCCAAGAGAGCUCCAGAAGCCCAGGGCAACACCUUCUUUGCUUUAGUCUUCCUCCCCACCAAAGAAAACUGCAGUUGAUCCUUAUGCAUGGAUAUGAAGAAAUACAAGACAGAGAAGAUACUGCAAUGUGUGAUGGAACUCUUUGCCUCUGGGUUUUUGGAGAGAAGUGGGCAUCAGUGGACUCUUUCCCUACCUUAGCCUCCUAAAUCUUCUUGUGGGGAACAAGGGGAGCAGAAGAGAGAGGGAAGAUGCCCAUCUGCUUUGCUACACACUGGAGAGACAGCUACUGCUGGCCUUAGUCUUCAUGGCCACAGCUCAGAGGCUGGUGGGCUUCCUUGUUUUGUUUUUGUGACUGUUUUGACACUGGAAAAUACUGCUGUGGGACAGUGGUUAAGUGUGUGCUGGGGCAGGGGUGUUCCCAGGCAGCAUUCCCUGGUUAUUUGGCCCCUACGAGGAGAAGCCCUUAAGUGACUGAUCCACCAUUAAGACUUUUCAGUGUUUUUAUUUUUUUUUUCCUCUGUAUUUUGUUUUUGCACAUUGGAAACAAAGCUUAAGACCUGCCUGGGCCAUCAGUCACUUUGACCCUUUUAUGUCAAUUAACUUAUUUUUUUAAUACUUGAAAGAAGAUUCAUUUUUGUAUCUUUUAGGAAAAAAAUGGACGAGUGAUGGGUGUGUGUGCCUGCUGCAUCCUACAACUUCCACUUCAAAAUUACUGGACGUUGUUACCUGUGGCUAUUUAUUAGUGUUCUUAUUAAUAAUUUGAUUGUUACACAUAUUUGAUUGUGGAGGGAGUGUUUUAACUCUGUUAGAGAAAGACACUACUGCGGAUUAGUCCCUGCUUCACAGCAAGGGCAGCCUUUAUGUACCCAUGGAUGCGUCCUGCCCAAGGAGUUUUCCUCUAUGAAAAAAUCCUCUGCACUCAUGGAGUUUAAGAAUCUA